ACAACACCUCUUCACACCCUCUUCACACCUUGCUUUUUGUUCUCUCACUUUUUCUCUCUCUCUCUUCUGCAACAUCAAAACCACAGUGGUUUACCCCUUUCCCUUUGCUGAAAACCAGGCUUCCACCUUCAGCCAUCCCAAAUCCCAACACCCCAACGUUCCAAAAAAUCCCAAGUGUUCGUCCGUCGUCUUGUGCAUCCAUGGUUGCUGCCGACGAGGCCUAGUGUGGAGGAGGAGGAGAAGAGGGAGGAGUGGAACAUGUCGUUCAGGAGCAUAUUGCGGGAUGGUCUGGGGAGUCUGUCUAGGAGGGGCUUUGGAUCGAAGGUGGUGCAGUCGUUGGUGGCGGAGGAUGACCAACAGCAGCAGCUGCGGCGGGACGGAGAAGGGGAGGAGGGAAAUGGUGAGGGGGGAAGGGACUGCUGGGCUGGACUGCCGCCGGAGCUGCUGAGGGACGUGAUAAAGAGGCUGGAGGCAAGCGAGAGCGCCUGGCCGGCACGCCGGAACGUCGUCGCCUGCGCCGCCGUGUGCCGCGCCUGGCGGCUCAUGUGCAAAGAGGUCGUCGCCACUCCCGAGCUCUGCGCCAAGCUCACUUUCCCCGUCUCUCUCAAGCAGCCGGGACCAAGGAGCGGGCCGAUUCAGUGUUAUAUAAAGAGGAACAAAGGGUCUUCCACUUACCAUCUCUUCUUGGGUCUGAGUCCUGAGAAUGGGAAAUUCCUGCUUGCUGCAAAGAAGGUCAGGCGCCCCACUCGUGCAGAGUACAUUAUUUCUAUGGAUGCAGAGGACAUAUCACGAAACAGUUGCAGCUAUAUGGGCAAGCUAAGAUCAAACUUUUUGGGCACAAAAUUUGCACUUUAUGACAGCCAGCCCCCCUAUACUGGAGCUGUGAUGUCAUCGGGCAGGUCAAGCCGGAGAUUCUACUCACGGAAGGUCUCUCCUAAGGUUCCUUCUGGUAGCUAUGGCAUUGCACACAUAGCCUAUGAGCUAAACAUGUUGGGCACACGGGGGCCGAGGCGCAUGCGCUGCACCAUGUACUCGAUCCCUGCUUCUUCCCUCGAGGCUGGGGGCUGUGUUCCAUGCCACACAGAGCUUCCCCGUUCCAUAGAAGAAUCCUUCUCUAGCAUCUCCUUGUCUCAGUCCAUGGACCACAUUGUUGGGAGAGAGCUGGGUCCGGUAGAUUCAUUUGCCAGUAGUGCACGGUUUUCAGAAAUAGCAGUUGAUGUGCUUGGUAAGGAGGCUCCCUUGAUACUGAAGAAUAAGGCACCUCGGUGGCAUGAGCAACUGCAAUGCUGGUGCUUGAACUUCCGUGGGCGUGUCACAGUAGCAUCAGUGAAGAAUUUCCAGCUAAUUGCUGCUGUUGAGUCACCAGAGCCAGCCGCUGCUGGGACAUCUCAGACUCAGACUAGCGGAGGAAGUGAGCAUGACAAGAUACUUCUGCAGUUUGGCAAGAUCGGGAAGGAUAUCUUCACCAUGGAUUACCGCUACCCACUUUCAGCAUUUCAGGCAUUUGGUAUCUGUCUCAGCAGCUUCGACACAAAGUUGGCUUGUGAAUGAAUGAAAUCUUCGAAAAUGUAUACUGUAAGUUUCUCAGAACUGUGUGAUGGCAGCAAUACAUAAAUGUUGUAACCCAAAACUGCUCGGUUUAUUCCUUGGAAAAGCUUUCAUAUUUGCAGAAACUUGUAGGCUUUCAUCUCUGUGCACGAAAUCAAGUGUUGUUUGAAUGAAUUUUUCAUUUCUCAAAA
Messenger RNA from Nymphaea colorata (pocket water lily), 1739 nucleotides. Its product is annotated as tubby-like F-box protein 14. The transcript is spliced from 4 exons. NCBI's taxonomy places the organism in Eukaryota, Viridiplantae, Streptophyta, Magnoliopsida, Nymphaeales, Nymphaeaceae. Gene Ontology annotation, molecular function: protein binding. The record is from RefSeq and is a predicted model, not a curated record. The coding region runs from base 259 to 1551 and encodes 430 amino acids.